This is a messenger RNA of Olea europaea var. sylvestris, 984 nucleotides long. Its product is annotated as calmodulin-binding protein 25-like. The transcript has a single exon. Gene Ontology annotation, biological process: response to osmotic stress. The coding region runs from base 78 to 737 and encodes 219 amino acids. Lineage: Eukaryota; Viridiplantae; Streptophyta; Magnoliopsida; Lamiales; Oleaceae. The record is from RefSeq and is a predicted model, not a curated record. Gene Ontology annotation, molecular function: calmodulin binding. Gene Ontology annotation, cellular component: nucleus.
CGUCUCCCCCCUCGUCCUUCAUAUUUUUUACUGAAAUUUUUUAAUUUUGCAAGGAAAAGUCGGGAUAAUUGUGUUUAAUGGCUUCUUCUGAGAGUUUUGUCACUUUUGAACAACCAUGGACGUUCCAGCGAUCACUGGUUUCCGACUUCUACACAAAAGAGAAUGACGCGCUCACUAAAGCCUUGCAAAUGUCAUUUACAGGUGGUGUCGCCGCAGCCGACUCGGCGCUGUCUCUAUCGGUGAAGCCUGAAACGGUGCCGUUCCAAACACCCACGGCCUCCGGUGGGUCAGAAAGUGAAGCCCCGGUUUCGAAACCCAGGUCCGUCGGAUUGACCAGGAAGAUUACCAAACGGAAGUCACGCGCGAUGAAAGGUGCAACGACGACGUUUAUAACAGCUGAUGCUGCGAAUUUCAGACAAAUGGUACAGCAAGUGACCGGUGUGAGGUUCGGAGGCUUGAACGUACAGGUGCCAGUAACUCAAGUGCUGAAGCCUGAGCCUCAAAGGCUAGUCAACCGGCUGCAGACGAGUGGAGGCUUGCCUACGCUUGACACGUCAUCUUUUCUUCUAGGCCAAACUCACCACCAGCAAGUAGACCCUGCUUCGUAUUUGGUGGCUCAGCCACCUGUUGUUAGUUCUCAACCACCGACCACGGUGGUUACUGAUGGAGGCUUCGGUGGGCUUGACUUCAACUCUCUUUCUAACUUUCCCACACUUGAAUCUUGGAAGGUUAUGUAAUGUGGUGCAAAUGAGGUUAACUUUCAUCCAUUGGGGGACGGCCCAAAUCAUUGACAUUAUCCGAUCGUUAAGUUCGACUUAAUUUCCAUUUUUUUUACUAGUUUAUUUUUUAUGAAGAGGAAUAUGUGACAGGGGUAAAAUGGGAAAUGUAGUUAAUAUUUUGGGAUAUAGCUUGUAUGAAUGGAACUCUAUUGUAUGAGAUGCCAUAUAAUGUGACAUAAGUUGUUUUCAAUCAUUUCUAUUUCAA